AUCCAGGCAAACAGUGCCUCAUUCAGUUCCUCCACACAGACCCCACCUAACUCUGCCUGCAAAUACAGGACGCAGCAACCCUGGGGGAAGUCGAAAACCGGACCUCAGAAAGUUAGGCUACCAUGCAAUGUAACGUUCUUCAGUAUUUAUUCUAUGGGUCUUUGAUAUUUGUCAUCUGGACAGCUCUGUUCUUCGUGUAUUUUCACCACGGGCACGUGAGGAGCCCGCUCAAGAAAGCCCACGCGGAGCCGCCAUCGGCUCCGUCCCACGCACACCAGCGUGUUAUCUAUGCUGCGGAGGAGCUAGGCACGGCGCGCCUCAUCGCAGCCGAGGCCGAGGAGGAGGAGCAGGCGGCGGCGCCCGGGAAGCAGUUUUCUCCCUCAAAUGAGAAUGUUAACUAUUCAGAUCCAGAGCUUUUAGAUGGAUUUUUAAAAUAUGGAUUUAAUACCAUUGUCAGUAGAAGUUUGGGCCACGAGAGAGAGGUGCCGGACACCAGGGAUAAAAGAUGUCUUUCAAAACAUUACUCGCUCCACCUGCCCACUGCCAGCAUUAUCAUUUGCUUCCAUAAUGAGGAGUUCAAUGCACUGCUCCGGACGGUGUCCAGUGUGGUGUACCUCACACCGCCUCAUCUGCUUGAAGACAUCAUUUUGGUGGAUGACAUGAGCAAGUUUGUUGAUUUGAAAGAAAAGCUCGAUUAUUAUCUGGAAAGUUUUCGGGGAAAGGUUAAGUUGGUAAGAAACAAAAAGAGAGAGGGGCUGAUUCGAGCCAAGAUGAUUGGAGCAGCAUAUGCCUCAGGCGAGGUCCUGGUGUUCCUGGACAGCCACUGUGAGGUCAACGUAGCCUGGCUGGAGCCCCUGCUGCACGCCAUCACUGAGGACUACAAGACCGUUGUGGCCCCCGUCAUCGACGUCAUUGACAGCCUGAGCCUGGAGUACCAGCCCUCCCCCCUGGUGAGGGGCGCUUUUGACUGGACCCUCCGAUUCAGAUGGGACAACGUUCUCUCCUACGAGAUGGACUUGCCAGAAGGUCCAACUAACCCAAUCCGGUCACCUGCGAUAUCUGGAGGAAUUUUUGCUAUCUACCGGCCCUAUUUUUAUGAACUUGGAGAGUAUGACAAGGACAUGGAUAUUUGGGGAGGAGAGAAUUUGGAACUUUCACUAAGGGUCUGGAUGUGUGGGGGCCAGCUUUUAAUAAUCCCCUGUUCCCGAGUGGGGCACAUCUCAAGGAAGCACGCGAAACCCGACAGCAGCCACGAGGACUCCUUAGCCCGGAACUACCUGAGACUGGUUCACGUCUGGCUGGACGAAUACAAGGAGCAGUUCUUUCUUCGAAGCCCUGCUUUGAGGCACAGGACAUAUGGAAACAUCAGUGAACGCAUUCAGUUAAGGAAACAACUAGGUUGCAAGUCAUUUCAGUGGUAUUUGGAUACCGUCUUCCCAGAGUUGGAGGCAUCUAUGGUCAGCUGAUGAAAUGAAAGCAAUUCAUUUUCAUGAGUAGUAAGAGCCCCCUCAUCCUUCAAGAUGGUGGCACCAGAGGUCAAGUUCGGAAUGUCAUGGAAUGAUGUGA
Molecule: messenger RNA, 1566 nt
Organism: Octodon degus (degu)
Lineage: Eukaryota; Metazoa; Chordata; Mammalia; Rodentia; Octodontidae
Gene: Galntl5
Product: polypeptide N-acetylgalactosaminyltransferase like 5
Exons: 9
Coding region: 123-1466 (447 amino acids)
Biological process (GO): spermatid development
Cellular component (GO): Golgi apparatus
Source: RefSeq, a predicted model, not a curated record